Messenger RNA from Motacilla alba alba, 11253 nucleotides. RefSeq names its product diaphanous related formin 2 (gene DIAPH2). Gene Ontology annotation, cellular component: actin filament; cytoplasm. Gene Ontology annotation, biological process: actin filament polymerization; actin cytoskeleton organization. Gene Ontology annotation, molecular function: small GTPase binding; actin binding; microtubule binding. The record is from RefSeq and is a predicted model, not a curated record. The transcript has 28 exons. Bases 132 to 3734 code for a protein of 1200 amino acids. NCBI's taxonomy places the organism in Eukaryota, Metazoa, Chordata, Aves, Passeriformes, Motacillidae.
GGCCGGGCGGGGGGAGCAGCGGAGCCGCCCCGGGCGGAGCGGGCGCGGGCGCGGGGGGCCCAUGGGGCCGGUGCGGCCGUGAGGGCUCGGCUCGGCUCGGCUCGGCCCGGCGGGGGCAGCCCCGCGGAGCCAUGGACGGACACGCGGCUCCGGGCGCGGGCGGCGAGGAGCCGCUGAGCUCCGGCAGGAUGAACGCGAAGCGCGGCGGGCGCGCCGCGGAAGAGGAGAGCCGGAACAAGCCCAAGCUGAAUAUUCAAAUAAAAACUUUGGCAGAUGAUGUGCGUGACAGAAUCACAAGCUUCAGGAAAUCGGCUGUGAAGAAAGAGAAGCCUCUCAUUCAGCAUCCCAUUGACUCUCAGCCCUCCAUUAGUGAGAUCCCACAUGCCCAGGCACUGGUUGAUGAGCGCUGCAUGAACUUAUCAGAGAAGGAAGUUAUGGAUCUCUUUGAGAAAAUGAUGGAGGACAUGAACCUGAAUGAGGAGCGGAAAGCUCCUUUACGAGACAAGGACCUGAGCACCAAACGUGAGAUGGUUGUCCAGUACAUUUCUGCAACUGCCAAAUCCAUAGUCGGAAGUAAAGUUCCGGGGGGACUGAAGAACAGCAAGCACGAGUGUACCCUGUCCUCACAAGAAUACAUCCAUGAGCUGCGCUCUGGAAUUUCAGAUGAAAAGCUUCUUAAUUGCCUGGAGUCUUUGAGAGUGUCUCUAACCAGCAACCCAGUCAGCUGGGUUAACAAUUUUGGACAUGAAGGUCUUGGGCUCCUGCUGGAUGCAUUGGAAAAGCUUCUGGACAAGAAACAGCAAGAAAGUAUUGAUAAGAAGAAUCAACAUAAACUUAUCCAGUGCCUCAAAGCUUUUAUGAACAAUAAAUAUGGUUUGCAAAGGAUUCUAGGAGAUGAAAGGAGCCUCUUGCUGUUGUCACGAGCAAUUGAUCCAAAGCAACCACACAUGAUGACUGAGACAGUGAAAAUCCUUUCUGCUAUCUGCAUUGUUGGAGAGGAAAACAUCCUGGACAAGCUUUUAGGUGCUAUAACCACUGCUGCUGAGAGGCACAGCAGGGAGGAGCGCUUCUCCCAGAUUGUGGAGGGCCUGGAGAACCACGAGUUCAUCCAGCUGCAGGUGGCAUGUAUGCAGCUCAUCAACGCCCUUGUUACAUCUCCUGAAGAUCUUGACUUCAGGAUACACUUGAGAAAUGAGUUUUUACGUUGUGGCCUGAAGAAAAUAUUGCCUGCCUUGAAAGAUAAGGAAAAUGAAGAGCUUGAUAUUCAGCUGAGGGUGUUUGAUGAGAACAAAGAUGAAGACCACUUUGAACUGUCACAUCGCCUCAAUGACAUCAAAGCUGAAAUGGAUGACGUGAGCGAAGUGUUUCAUCUACUGUACAAUAUGGUGAAAGAUACUUCUUCUGAAAAUUACUUCUUGUCCAUUCUCCAACAUUUCCUCCUGAUCAGGAACGAUUACUAUGUCCGACCUCAGUAUUACAAGAUCAUAGAAGAAUGUGUGUCUCAGAUAGUGCUGCACUGCAGUGGCAUGGACCCGGAUUUCAAAUACAGAGGAAGGAUGGACAUCAAUUUUACACAGCUUGUUGAUGCGUGUGUGGACAAGGCUAAAGUAGAAGAGAGUGAAAAGAAAGCAGCAGAAUUUUCCAGGAAGUUUGAUGAGGAGUUCACAGCUCGACAAGAGGCACAAGCAGAGCUGCAGAAACGAGAGGAGAAAAUCAAAGAACUCGAAUCAGAAGUCAAACAGCUGCGGACCCAGGUCCUGACAGAAGUCCCAUCAAUACCUCCAGCCCUCCCGAGUGAGAACGUCCCACCAUCUCCAGCGCCUUCACUCCCUGGUGGAGUAACAAUUCCUCCUCCUCCUCCCCUCCCUGGUAUAGGAGGCAUCCCUCCUCCUCCUCCCCUGCCUGGUGGAGUAACAAUUCCUCCACCUCCUCCCCUGCCUGGUGGGGUAACAAUUCCUCCGCCACCUCCCCUGCCUGGUGGGGCAACAAUUCCUCCACCACCUCCCUUGCCAGGUGGAAUAGCAAUUCCUCCCCCUCCUCCAUUACCUGGUUCAUCCCUUCCUCCACCUCCUCCUCCUCUGCCCGGUGCAACCAUCCCACCACCCCCUCCUCUGCCCGGUGUGCCCCCACCACCUCCUCUGCCCGGGGGAACAGGGCCUCCUCCUCCUCCUCCUCUGCCCGGGGGAGCAGGGCCUCCUCCUCCUCCUCCUCUGCCUGGGGGAGCAGUCCCUCCCCCGCCGCCUUUUGGGGGGCCCCCGAUGCCACCCCCUCUGGGAGGGGCUCCCUUUGCUCCCUUCCCGGCGGUGCCAGCACUGCCUCACGGGAUGAAGGAGAAGAAGAAGUACAAGCUGGAAGUCUCAAUGAAGAGAAUCAACUGGUCCAAGAUCGAGCCUCAAGAAAUAGGAGAAAACAGCUUUUGGGUAAAAGCUGAAGAAGAUAAAUUUGAAGACCCGGAGCUGUUUGCAAAAUUGGCACUUACCUUUGGAACCCAAAUGAAAGCCAAAAAGCCUGUAGAAGAAUCAGAAGAAAAGAAAGCAGCUCAGUCAAAGAAGAAGAUCAAAGAAUUAAGAGUUUUGGAUGGAAAAUCUGCACAAAAUUUAUCAAUAUUUUUGGGUUCCUUCCGUUUGCCUUAUGAAGAAAUAAAAAAUAUCAUUUUAGAGGUUGAUGAGGAGAAGCUGAGUGAAUCCUUGAUUCAGAACCUGGUGAAGAAUCUUCCUGAGCAGAAAGAACUCAAUGCCUUAGCUGAAUUGAAAGAUGAAUACAAUGAUCUUGCCGAGCCAGAGCAAUUUGGAGUUGUGAUGAGCUCGGUGAAGAUGCUGCGCGCGCGGCUCAACGGGAUCCUGUUCCGGCUGAUGUUCGAGGAGCACGUCAACAACAUCAAACCCGACAUCAUGGCAGUGACCCUGGCCUGCGAGGAGCUCAAGAAGAGCGAGAGCUUCAGCAAGCUCCUGGAGCUGGUGCUGUUCCUGGGCAACUACAUGAACUCUGGCUCCAGGAACGCUCAGUCUCUGGGCUUCAACAUCAGCUUCCUCUGCAAGAUUCGAGAUACGAAAUCAUCAGAUCAGAAAACCACCCUGUUGCAUUUCCUGGCAGAAAUCUGUGAGGAGAAUUACAGGGACAUCUUAAAAUUCCCCGAUGAGCUGCAGCACGUUGAGAGUGCAAGCAAAGUUUCAGCCCAGACUCUGAAGAGCAACCUGGAUUCCAUGAACCAGCAGAUCCAGCGCCUGGAGAAGGACAUUGAGAACUUCCCAAAAACCCAGGACGAGCACGAUAAGUUUGUAGAGAAGAUGAGCAGCUUUGCUGAGAGUGCCCGAGAACAAUAUGAAAAACUGUCCAACAUGCACAACAACAUGACAAAGUUGUAUGAAAAUCUGGGAGAAUACUUCACCUUUGAUCCCAAAGUAAUAAGCAUAGAAGAAUUCUUUGGUGAUCUGAGCAACUUCAGGACUCUGUUCUUGGAGGCGUUAAAGGAAAACAACAAAAGAAGAGAAUUGGAGGAGAAGACCAAGAGGGCCAAGCUGGCCAAGGAGAAGGCAGAGCGCGAGAGGCUGGAGAGACAGAAGAAGAAGCAGCAGUUGAUUGAUAUGAACAAAGAGGGUGACGAGACGGGGGUGAUGGACAGCCUGCUGGAGGCCCUGCAGUCGGGAGCAGCUUUCAGGGACCGCAGGAAACGAACGCCGCGAGCGCAAGGUGGUGCCAUGAGGAGUAUUAGCUUCCUAACAAAUCAGAUUUGAGUGUCCUGCUGAUCAUCAUUUCCAAGCGCUGCUCUUGGGCCUGUUCUGCUCUGGUAGGAACUUCCAGUGCUUGGAGUCUUCAAAGUAAAAAUACAUUAAGAUAGCUUUGUUUUCCUGAGGAAGACAAUGGCAUUGGUCUCAACUGUGUCCACUUCACUGAGCAAUUGUUUCUUCCUGCAAAGCUGAUUUUGAGACAAUUUGAGAAGUUGAUCAGUGGCAGCGUUUCCUUUGUUCUCUUCUCUGCUUAUGAUAUUCCAGUGGCACGCACUUGGUGAAAUGCAUUUACUCUGCUUUCACUUUUCAUCAAAGCUCAUGGUAACUGUGUUUUGCAAUUUUUCAUUUCAAACAGGUCUUAUAGUAAAAAAUACACUCUUAAAAAUGUACAGUUGAAGUUAUUUGGCAUAAAAUCAAAAGCUUGGUUUGGAUAUGUUUGGCAAAUGAGAGUCAUAAAUAAGCCAUGUUAAUCCACCUGAUCCUCAGUGAGCUGGUUCAUGUUGGCUGAUGAUUUUUUUUUAGGGGAACAGAAGAGUAAAGGCAAAUUCUAUUACCCUCUUUAGUAGCAAAGGUAGUGCAUAAUUAUUUUUAAUUUGCCAUAUGCAUGUUCUUAUGGAAAAAAACCAAAGAAGUGACUUGAUUUGUUCAUACUGCGAAGUCAAUUCCCCUCCAGUUCCAGGAUCAUUCUUAAUUCAGGGCUUGUUUCUGCUCUCAGAUCAGACGUGAAAGAACUCCUCGAUCAAAAUUUGGUUUUUUCCCCUCUCUUGAGAAGUAUCAUUUUGAGAGAUGGUUUCUCUGUAUUGUGACUUGAGGAGACAUUUGUCACCGAGCGGUGACAAAGCAAAGCUUGCCAGGGACCAGGGGAGAUUGCACAAAAUCUGCUGCAGCUGAGAAAGCAGAAGAUGAUUGAACCUGGGGCAAAACCAGGGAUUCCUCAGCAAAAACAGGGGACAGAGCUAACUGAAAAUCCCUUUGACUGAUCUUCUGCUUUAUGUAGUUACUUUGACUUCUGGGUUUGGAAUGUCAUUGAGUCAGGUGAUAUUCCAGUGGGGCCUGGCUUUUAAAUUUAAGGAGAUUGACUUUGGAGAACUCACUGUGAGAAAAGGACUGGGUCCUCCGGUUCCAAACUCCGGCCAAAUGGAAGGGUUCUGGAAGAGAAGAAGGCCAGAAAGUAAGAUUUGCAGGGGCAGCUAAGAAUUGAGAAUAGAAUGCAAUAAAUGUUAUUCCUGGUCAAAUAUCUCACUGAAACCUUCAUGUAAAUUUUCUCAUGUGGUUUAGAAACGUACAUGACAUUUUGUGAGUAACUUGUGAGUAACCAAAAGGUGCCUAAAAAAGUGGCUGUGACAUUUCUGAGCAGUGAACUGAAGCCUGAAAAUCCUGGGACCACAUUUAGAACCUUCCACAUCUCUCCUUCAAAAAAGGAGCAAUGACAGUUCCCUCUGUCCUGCAGAGUUCCAUCCAGUGAGAUUGGGAUAAACAAUUAAUUCCAUGCCUCCUCUGGUUCAGUGGAAGGAUAAAAAAAAAGGAAAUGAAAGGCCUGGAAAGAAGAGCUUGCUGGGUUGUGAUUGGCAAGUGGAAUAAUUCUGUCUGUGGGCAGGAACAGUGCAGGGGUUUUCUGAGCAUUGUUAGAGCUGAACUCCUCUGGAGUCAGCCUGGGUUUGGGACACUCGUGGGGAAAAAUAAAUAAAAUUUUAAAAAAGUUGUUAUUUCCAAAGUUAGACUUGCCCAGCAAAGCUUUGGGUUUGAACUUGUCCUGGGUACACGUUAUGGUCUGAGAGGAAAAUCCAUCAAUAGUUUUCUGCCUGUUUGGACACAGAUCUCGUUUCUCUGUGUCAGUUGUGGUUGUAGUUGAGCAAGGAGAAGAAACAACUUCUGCUUGCUUACCUUUUGUAGUUUUGCUAAUUCCUUUGGUAACAGGUGGCCCCUACAGAAAGGCAAAAGCUCCCUGUCCAAACCCCUAAAAACCACCAAGGGAAAUGCCCCAAACCAUCAGCAGUACAGUCGGUUCUCUGUGUGUGCUCCAGAUCUGUCCUUUUCCAAAGCUGCUUCCUCUGUUUGCAUCUUCUCAUGGUGAAAAUUAGAACUGGAGAGGUUUCACAGCCUCACAGUGGCCACCGUCAGAAGAUCAUGGAAAUUGAGCUUUUGUUGUGUUUUCUUCCAGUGGUUUCAUGAAGGAAAUUUAACUCAGAAGGAACAAACUGUAGUUUCACUUCUAGUGGAAUUUUGGUCAGUUUGGCACCCCACAACUUUAAAAUAAAAAAAAAAAAAAAAAAAAGCCAAAAAACCCCUGUGUGUGUUCCCUGUGGCUUUAGGUGAGUGGGCUGGACCUGGGAGGGAUUAAUUAAUUUGGAUAAUGGAGCUCCAAUUACUACAGGCUUACAACCAGCCCAAAGGAGUGUCAUUCCACCCCUUCAAUUUGCCUUUUUUACAGGGGUUGCUGCUGUACCUCGUAGAAUAUUUGUGCUUACAUGGCCAUGCCUUUAAAAUAAUUUCUUUUAAAGUAAUUUCCAGUCAGAUUCAUACUGGGUAAGAGGUGCAGAAGGGAAGAGAGGGACUGCUCAACGUUGAAGUACUCCUGCUGGGGGAAAAUCAAAUGGUGAAAUGUACAGACAGGUUCAGAAAAAUAAAACCCAUUUCAAAUAUGCUUCACUGCAUUAUGUUUGUUUGCUAAGCCUGGAAAUGAAAAGCUGCACUUUAAUGGGUUGCAUUACAGCCCCAGAGUUUUCCAGUAAAAAUGGUUUUGUUAGCAGGUCAUGGAAGUAAUAAUAAUAAAUUCCUGCCCCCCUCCUCUAGUUUUACAUUUCACUCCUUUGUGUUUUUCUCCUGCAGACGUCUCAAUGUGCAAAAACAUUGUGUGGCUCCUCUCUCCUGAGCUCAGCACUCCAUUGUUUCUAGCCACUGGAUUUUAGGGAGAGAGAUUGUCCUCUCAGUGCAUUGCUGUGCUUAGAGAGCCUGCAAAAUAAUAAUUAGAAAUCAGCUACUAGAAAUGUUGGUUCCUCUUCCAAAAAUACACUUUGCAUUUUGCAAGUUUGCCAAUAUUGGGAUAAUAAAGACCAGUUUUAGGUGGCAUUUAUCACAGGGUGCCAUUAAAAUCUGCAUCCAGCUCUGCUGCUACACAAUAAUCCCUGCCCUUUUUCCUGGCCCUGGGCUGUGAAAUUAUUAAAAGAAGACCAAUUCAGGAAUAAUUUCUUCUCUAAAUUAGCUUAAGCAAAUUUCUGCACAGAGCUAACUAUUCCGCUAAGGUUCUUUUUAUUAAGUUUCUAAGUUUUUUGGCAUGGAAUUUAAUUUCUUUUAGGAAUGUUAAUAACCAUAUAUGCAAGCUCUGGCAGCCUCCCUGGUGCCCUGGACCCUUUUUUCUGGGGCUCUCCCUGCUGGGGAUGCAGUGCUGCAAGGGACAUGCGGGAAGGUUCUCCUGCUUUAGAUCUCAGUGUGUUUCUUGGGGAUUCCUCUGCCCUCUUAGCACACAUUUUGGAUCAGUUUUUAAUUCCUGCAUCAAAAUCAGCUCAGUUGCUGCCCUGUCAUUAUUUCCAUGCUAAGAGCACACCUUGAGAGGAGAUCCUGAACCUCCCUGGUUCAGUGUCAGCAUCUGGUUUGUGUCUUUGGUGGGAGCCAUCUGAGGGGCUUCCACUCCUUGUUUAACCCUGGCAAGAGAAGCAGGAGUUGUGGUAAUAGUGUUUUCCUAUUUUUUUAAUGAUUUUUGGUAAUUUUCCUAUGGCAUUCAGACAUUUUAAUUUAAAAUAUGGGUUUGUUUAAGUAGGUGGAUAUUUUUCAUUGCAUCAGAAAUGUAAUAAAAGGUUAUUGUUUUAGGAAUCUUAUGUCUUCUGCUUGGAGAUAGCAGCUGUGCCUAAAGACUCACUUUUGCUUGUCUACCUUGCUAAAGUAAUUUUACCUUUGCACUGAUUGUAUUAAAUAAAAUCUGGAGGGUUAGUUGGGUUUCUGGGUGCACAGUCCUCAUUUACCUCAACCACAUUCAAAUAAAAACCUUCAGUCAAAGCAAAUUUGCUUUCCUGAAAGCAUUGUCACAUCACUCUGGAUGUGACAGUUGUCUAAAUAAGCUGGGUUUUGAUAUGCUUGCAUCUGUGAAUUGGUGAGAAUAUCAUAAAUGUUCAAAUGCAGGGAGGUGGGAGGUGCACUGAGCUUGUGCUCAAUAAAAUCUGUUCAGAGGAACAGAUCCUUAACAUUAAAUACCUGUUAUCAAGGUGGAAAUAUCCAUUAUGUGCCACGGAAAUUUAGUCCUGUGUUUAAAAAUCAGUUUGGAUUUUAGACUUAUUCAUCUUUUCAAACAUUUCAGCUUCCAGGAGCUGAGUAAAGGCAUGUUUGCCAUGCAGUUUGUAAUGGAGGAUUUUUGCUGACAGUCAGGUGUUGUGGACUAAUGGGACUCACACAGGAUCCAAGUGCUUCAAAAUUACCACAUCUGUAAUAGCAAGAGCUGAACAAGAUCACCAAUAAGAAAUUCACUCAUUUUGCUCUCAUGGCACUAUUGUAGAUUUAAGCUUGCCUUUUAUUUCUAAAUAUAAAUAUGGGCACCAUUCAGAUGGAAUCUCAGCAAGUUACCUGAGUCCUGAGAGCUCCAUAAACAGUCCCAAAGCUGUUUAAAAAUAGGUAUUUGUGGUAUAAUCUAUUUUUACUGUGUCUGCAUUUUGUCUUAUGGCUUUUGUAAUUAAAGGAGUAGUUGGACAAUACAUUUUUCCUGUGGCCUGGCCUGAAAGGAACAGCUUUGGUACGGGGAGAUUUUACUUGACAGGAGGGGUGUCUCUGCCUGUGACAGGGUGUUGAAAUAGAUGAUUUUUAAAGUCCCUUGCAGCCCAAAGCUGAAUUCUGUGUUUUCUGAGGAAUUCUCCUUACAAGCAGGAUGGAGGAGAAGUGGACACAAAGGGACUAAAGGGGCUCCAGCCUGCUCAGAGUGGAUGCUCCAGGUUUUCAGGUGGACACCACAUUCCCUGGAGCAGGCAAGGAGUGAAGAGGCUCCAGAAACACCUCAGGACCACUGGCUGGCUGGACAGAAAGACACAAAUUCAGGAAUUCUGUACAUUUGCAUAAUUGCUUUCACCUCUGUGGGUGCGUUGCCCUUCUCUGAAGCAGUGCUGGAGAUUGAUUUGUUGUCUUUAAAAUUGAUUUUCUGUUCCUGGUACGCAGGGAUUGUUCACGUGUUGACCUGGAGCGCGUCAGGUGUUUAUAAAUGUUUGGGGAGCUCCACAGACACAGAGAAAUGGGAUUGUGAGCUCUGGACUUUGGAUCCAUGGCUGCUGCUUUCUCCAAACCCAAGUUGUUAUUUGCCAUUUGAUGUAUUCUUAUUUCCCAGUACAAGAGUUUUUCCUGAGCAAACGAAAACGUGCCAUCAAGUGGCAAAGCCACGUGCACGUUCUGCUAAAUGUCCUUCAGAAAGUUACUGUGCUAUGUAAUUGUAACUAAUUACCUCAGUUUGUUGUUCAUCUAAAGCAUUUAAUUACUUGCCCAGGCUAAGGAGAGUUCUGUACCCCUUGCUUUUAUUAGAGUGCUUCAGAGUGCAUUCAGUGCACUGGGAAAAGUUUUCCCUGUGAAGUUUGAGACUAUUUUUCAAGUUUCAGCAUUUUUAAAACUCAGCACUGGUGUUACUUUACUCAUUGAAUUGCCCUAAGAUCCAAACAUAGGAAAUUCUAAAUUUUUGUGCCUUUAGAAGCAAAAACCCAGAGUCCAUGAGUGAUGAUGGGAGCUCCCUGGGAGCACUGAGGAUUCUUCAUUGGCAGCUCGGACCACAGAACACCUGAGCUUGUGCCAGACCGGUGCAGAACUGUGCCAGUUGCUGCAGACCUUGAAAUUGAGUCUUGUAUCUCAUGUUACAUUUCCAUACGUAUUUGUAUUUAUUUAUAUUUAUUUCUUUGAAGUCGUUUGUGUCUGUUUGGUGACAGGACUCUGCAGGCACGCAGCGCAGCUCCAGAAUCACACUCAGGGUUUAUUGUGGAGCUCCUUUCUCUUGGCACAGUUGCCUCUGAACCUCCUGAAAGCCCUUAGAAAUCCAAAAACCUUUUGGAAGGUCCUGUGCUGUGAAAUAGUUUUUUCACAAAUAAAACAAAGCUUUUCUGAGAACCAGGAAUUCUUCCCAGCCCAUCACAAAGAGUGAUCCAGGAGGAGGCUGCCAAGGUCACAGAGCAGGAUUUUGUGCGACUUGGAAGUCACUCACCAUUCUGAAUUUAUUUAUUUUUUAAUUCACACUGAAUCUGAAAACUGUUCUAUUUUAAUGAGCUAUGUCCUGCUGGAUGGGAAGGCCUCCAUUUCCAGAGAUUGAUAGCUGAGUUUUGGCUGCAUCUUUAUGCAGAAGCUGAAGUUAGAGGAACUUCUUUUACAUGCAGAGAAAGGAUAUUCAUGCAUUCAUUUACCAACUACAUGAGUAGUAAUGAACGAUAUGCAAGGCUAACUUAAUUUGCAUUUGGCCAUUUGAAUUUUCUUUGUCAGUGCUGACAGUGUUAUCGUGCAAUUAUUGUGAAACACUCCUAUUUGAAAAAUUUUCUCCCACAGUGCUGUUUACUGAGGUAAAGCACAUUGGCUUUAAUAUUUUAAUAUAUAUACAUAAUGAAUGGAAAGGGAAGAGAUGAAAAUCACUGUUGCAGUGUAUGACUUGGAGGGGAUUAAUUGAAGUGACAUUAGGUCCAAAUGGUUAUUUUGUAGAUAGGGAGGCUUUCUGUUCCAUCCUGUUCAGGGCACACGGUGAAGAAUUGAGUCCCCCAGCUGGCCCAGAGUUCUUCAUUGUGGCUGUCAUCUGAACUGGAAGAACUUAAUUUGUUUCCUUCCUGCAAAGGCAAUAUUUACCCUAUGGGUUAUGAUGUAACAGAGCCAACUGUGAAACUUCUCAUUUUCUUGUGGCAUUAGCAGGAGAAAAUAAGAAAAAAAACCUAAAAUAACAAUGCUCAGUUACAGAGUACUGAUACUAUCUCAGGCUUAUGUCAUUCUGUGAGAGGCCAGCAUUGCAGUUGCCUCAAGUAAUUUUAUUUUCCUGAUUUUUUUAGUUCCAUAAUCAUAAGAAUUUAUUUUCCUGAUGUGUUAGGUUCAUAAUUUUUCGUUUCAUAAUAAAUAAAUUUAUUUUCCUGAUGUUUUUAGUUUCAUGUCCUUCUAAGAGGACAAGUUAAAGAUCCAGCCCAGGUGUGCAGUGGCAGAGGGACAGGUCAGGGCCAGCAGUGCUUCUGGAGCAGCUCUGCAGAGCAGGGCAGCACGUGGGGAAUGACAAUGCAACCUGAAUUCUGUGCUUAAACUUCUGCUGCUGUUCUGGUGCUCAUAGAGCUGUGCCACCCCAAAACAGUUUGGUCUUUAUAGCUUAUUACAAGUGGAAAAUGUUACCAAUUUUGUGGUAUAGAUUUUGUGAUAUCCCCUCGUCCUCGAAUGGAUUGCUUUUGUGCUUCUAGGAAUUUGGGGGAAGAUAAAUUCAGGGAGCUGAUUUGUGUAUUGGCAGGUUGCUGGCUGGUUUUAUCUGUGGUUUUUUUGCAUCUUCCUACAAAGCAUCUCUGGCCAUUUAUUCACACUGUAUUGGGCUUUGAAGGCUGCAGGCCUGACU